Molecule: messenger RNA, 400 nt
Organism: Pan troglodytes (chimpanzee)
Lineage: Eukaryota; Metazoa; Chordata; Mammalia; Primates; Hominidae
Product: non-histone chromosomal protein HMG-17
Exons: 1
Coding region: 66-326 (86 amino acids)
Biological process (GO): chromatin organization
Cellular component (GO): chromatin; nucleus
Molecular function (GO): nucleosomal DNA binding
Source: RefSeq, a predicted model, not a curated record
CUGACCAAAGCCCACAUGCCACUGCAUCCCUGCAUCUGGUGCUACGUCUUAGCAGCAUUACCGCCAUGCCCAAGAGAAAGCCUGAAGGGGAUGCUACAGGAGAUAAAGCCAAGCUACAGAGAAGAUCUGCAAGGUUGUCUGCUAAACCUGCUCCUUCAAAGCCAGAGUGCAAGCCCAAAAAGCCUUCUUUGCCCCUGCAAAGAAAGGAGAAAAGGUACCCAAAGGGAAAAGCUGAUGCUUACAAGGAGGGGAAGAAUCCUGCAGGAAAUGGAGAUGCCAAAACAGACCAGGCACAGGAAGCUCAGGGUGCUGGAGAUGCCAAGUGAAAUGUGUGCAUUUUUGAUAACUGUGCACUUUUGGUGACUAUACAGUUUGAAAUAUUUUUCAACCAAGUUUUAUG